UCUUGUCCAUAUUAGCCAAUAUAAAAAAGAAGAAGAAGAAGAAGAAACCGCGUUUUGAUAUUGUAAAUCACGUCCAGCACAACAGUCCGAGAAGUGAAUGGCUGACAUAGUGAAGCAGCUGUUGGCAAAGCCGAUCCAGCUGGCGGACCAAGUGGCCAAGGCAGCGGAGGAGGCCAGUUCCUCCUUCAAGCAAGAGUGCUUAGAGCUCAAAUCCAAGGCCGACAAGCUCGCGGCGCUGCUGCGGCUGGCGGCGCGUGCGAGCUCCGACCUCUACGAGCGCCCCACGCGCCGCAUCAUCGCCGACACCGAGCUCGUCCUCGACAAGGCCCUCUCCCUAACCCUAAAAUGCCGCGCCAACGGCCUCAUGAAGCGCGUCUUUAGCAUCAUCCCCACCGCCGCCUUCCGCAAGAUGUCCUCCCAGCUCGAGAACUCCAUCGGCGACGUCUCCUGGCUCCUCCGCGUCUCCACUCCGGCUGAGGAGCGCGCCGACACCGAGUACCUCGGCCUCCCCCCAAUCGCCGCCAACGAGCCCAUCCUCGGCCUCAUCUGGGAGCAGGUCGCCGUCCUCCACACCGGCUCCCUCGACGACCGCUCCGAUGCCGCCGCCUCCCUCGUGUCGCUCGCACGUGACAACGACCGCUACGGGAAAUUAAUCAUCGAAGAAGGCGGCGUCGGACCUUUACUGAAGCUCAUCAAAGAAGGAAAGAAAGAAGGGCAAGAAAACGCUGCGAGAGCAAUUGGGCUUCUUGGCCGUGACCUCGAGAGUGUAGAACUCAUGAUCCACGCCGGUGUUUGCUCUGUCUUCGCCAAAGUCCUCAAAGAAGGUCCCAUGAAAGUGCAAGCUGUGGUUGCUUGGGCUGUUUCUGAAUUAGCCGCCAAGUACCCUAAAUGCCAGGAUCUUUUCGCUCAGCAUAACAUUGUUCGCUUACUUGUGAGUCAUCUCGCGUUUGAAACCGUUCAGGAGCAUAGUAAAUACGCCAUUGUUAGCAACAAACCUACUUCAAUCCAUGCUGUUGUGAUGGCUAAUAGUAAUAAUUCUAAUGGCAAUGGUGCGAGGAAGGAGAGUGAAGACGAGGAAAAACAGAUGCAGAGUAGGAUGCAGCAUCCCUUGGGUGAUAGGUCUACAAAUCAGAUGCAUAGAGUGGUCACAAGUACCAUGGCAAUGCAUGCUGCCAACAAGAAGCAGCAACAGGUUAAUGGUGGUAAUGGGAAGCAAAGCUAUUCGUAUUCCGGGAUUAACAUGAAGGGGAGGGAAAUUGAGGACCCUGAUAAUAAGGCUUACAUGAAAGCAAUGGCGGCUAGGGCGCUCCGGCAGCUGGCAAAGGGGAACGCGGCCAUUUGUCGGAGCAUAACAGAGUCGAGGGCGCUGUUGUGCUUGGCCAUACUGCUUGAGAAAGGAACUGAGGAUGUGAUGUACAACUCUGCCUUGGCGGUGAAGGAGAUAACAGCUGUGGCGGAGAAAGAUGCAGAAUUGAGAAGAUCCGCGUUCAAGCCGAAUUCUCCGGCCUGCAAGGCGGUUGUUGAUCAAGUGCUUAAGAUCAUUGAGAAGGAAGAUAGAAAACUCUUGAUUCCUUGUGUAAAGGCUAUUGGGAAUCUGGCCAGGACCUUCCGGGCGACGGAGACCAGGAUAAUCGGUCCCUUGGUCCGGCUUCUCGACGAAAGAGAGGCAGAAGUGUCCAGGGAAGCAGCCAUAUCUCUCACGAAAUUGGCCUGCUCGGAGAACUACCUCCACCUUGAUCACUCCAAGGCAAUCAUAAGUGCCAGUGGUGCCAAACACUUGGUCCAGCUUGUGUAUCUUGGAGAACAGACAGUGCAGAUUUCAGCACUAGUCCUGCUCUCCUACAUUGCAUUGCAUGUGCCUGACAGUGAGGAACUUGCUCGGGCCGAGGUGCUCGGAGUUCUUGAAUGGGCUUCCAAGCAACCUAACCUGACGCAGGACCAAACCCUCGAGGCAUUGUUGCAGGAUUCCAAGGGUAGGCUGGAGCUUUAUCAGUCUAGAGGUUCAAGAGGAUUCCAAAAAUUACAUCACUAGGAACAUGAGUAAGUUAUUCAUUGUUGUCGUUGUGAGCUUUGUCAAUCAUUCGUAUUGAUCCAUUCUUCUUGUGAGUGUAUAUACACAAUCAAAUGCCUUGUCCAAUUGUUCAAAUUUGUUUUUUUUUUUCCAACUAUAAAGAGAAUUGUUUGUUGCCUAAUCCAUUUCUUCUAACUUAUGGAAUGUAGUACCUUAUAGGCCAAUAUCAACAGCUAUACUUUGUAAUCUUGCUUUUGUAAACAGCCCCUAGUUGCUCUUUUCUAAUGGAAAAGUAAAAUGUACUUAUCAA
Molecule: messenger RNA, 2321 nt
Organism: Glycine soja
Lineage: Eukaryota; Viridiplantae; Streptophyta; Magnoliopsida; Fabales; Fabaceae
Exons: 1
Coding region: 98-2032 (644 amino acids)
Biological process (GO): cell surface receptor signaling pathway
Molecular function (GO): protein binding
Source: RefSeq, a predicted model, not a curated record